Messenger RNA from Chrysemys picta bellii (western painted turtle), 1834 nucleotides. The record is from RefSeq and is a predicted model, not a curated record. NCBI's taxonomy places the organism in Eukaryota, Metazoa, Chordata, Testudines, Emydidae.
GGUAUUUAUCCAACAUGAUUAUAUCAGUGAGCGCCACGUGACAUAUGUUAAUGGAGGGAGUGGAAUUCCCCUCCCCCAGUAACAGGAUAGUGCUGUCAUAUGGGUAUGGGCCACGUGGUGGGUGUUGCCAGGUGCUGUACAGGGAAGGCGGGCCCUUUAUUUAACAGCAUUUAGUGACAGGUGCCAUAUAGUUACAGGGAUGUGUACAACACCAGGGGUAGCCAUGGUUAAUAGGUCAGAGGCACUCUUCGGAAUGGGGCAAGGAAAUGGGGUUUCCCUUGCAUAACCCAGAACGGCUCCAACAAUGGCUCUCUCAGAUGAACCAAGAGAAGUGGGUACCCACCAGAUACCAGCAUUUAUGCAGUGAGCACUUUGCUCCGUCGUGUUUCGAAUACAGGUGGGGGGUUCGCUAUCUAAAGCCUGAUGCUAUCCCCACCAUCUUUCAACUGUCUGAAAAACCCUUGAAAAGGGAGAAUCCUGCCAGGCCCCCAUGCGAAACACAGGCCAAGAAGCUAAUUGGUGAGAACAGCAUGGACAGGACCUCGCAGGGGCCACAAGCCGUGGCCACCCACCCCACUCCGGACACACUGGAAGCUCUCGCCAUAGCUAUCGACCCGGCUCUGUCCUCGGCCCCGAUCUACGUGGAAGCCCAGCCCUCUGUCUCGGAUCUGGACCUCCAUGCCCUCUCCUCCCCUCUGGUCGGGGCGGUGAACCUGAUGCCUCUCGUUCAGAUUGUGGAACCGCUCAACGCUGUGGCGCUGGCCGUGGCCUCGCCCACGGAGGGCGUAGAGUCCAUCCCCAUCCAUCUCCCAGGCCAGCCAUUCCCUCCUGCCGUGGACCAGCGUGUGGAUUUCUCCGUCGAGGCCUCUCCGGACUCUUUCGUGGCGGACGUGCCCGAGCAGUUUGCCACAGAGAUCAUGGUCUCUUGUGAGGACGCUGCUGUGGUGGACCCUGUCCUCAGCUCCCUGCAGGUGUCGACCAGCCAGAUGGUGGCGUAUUUCGAGACCAUCCCCACCGCGCCGGUGGUGUCCUCCGGCGCCAUGGGGCCGCUGACGUCCAGUGCGUCGCCUCCCGAGACCGUGUUGUCCUCAGCCUUGACAGUGCCCAUUGUCUCCACGGUGCCCAUAGUGUCGAACUAUGCUGCCGGCUCCCUGGAUGACGACUCCUCCUCCUCCACCAUCGAGGUGGAGCUCUGUGCCGAAACCCUGGAGGAGCAGCUCGAGGAGCACCGCUACCACAAGAACGAGCUGACCACCCAGCAGCUGGUCAACCUGGUGAUGGGCCUGCAGAAGAAGGUCAAGGUGCUGCAGCAGCGACACCGGCGUCACUGCACCAAACUGGAAGCCAUGGAGGGCGUGGUGGAGCAGUUGAGGAAGGAGAGCCUGGUGUCGGAUGAGAAACUCAAGCUGCUGGAAAUGGCGUGCCUGCAGUCCAGCGCGGUGAUGCCAGAAAGCGGCAGCACGGUUGCCAUCAUCUGCCAGGAGGAAGACCGGGCUCUAGUUUACGCCGUUCCCCAGCUCCCAGAGGAAGGGAAUGAGACAAUCAUCCACGUGGAAGAGCAGUAACCAAGAGACCCGUGCUGUAGAGCCCUCCGCUCCCUGCUUCACUGAGCUGCACGUUCAGGGAUCACCCAGGUCCUUCUCUCCCCAGCAACAGGAGCAGCGAUUCCCGUGCUGCUGGCGCUGAUGCGGCAGCUGCGUAUUCAAUGGCCUUCAUGCUACGGCACUUUAUUUGGGUGGGGAGUGGAGAGGUGGGUUUGUUUCGAGUUGGAAUGAUUGUUUAUAAAGGGUCUUCUCAUGGGGGGAUUGAGUUACUGGCUUGUCCAUGUAUCCAC